GAGGAGGAGAGCAGAGAUAGGGAGUAACGUGGGUUUCCGCUGCUCUCUCCAGCAGCACCUGUGUGACCGGAGAACGAGCCGCUGCCGCGUCGCUUCCAGCCGAACACCUUCAGCUUCUCCGCGGCGGUCCGGUUUGGCCCGGCUCGACUCGGUGAGGCGAGGGCUUCCUCUCCGCAGCGGCUCUCCGCUCCCUCUCUGCGUGGAAACACACUUGUCGCAGCGGGCUGAUCUCCGUCAGAUCAGCUCUGGCACCGGAAGACUCCGGCGGAUAGACCCGGAGCAGAGCAUGCCUGCGGCGGAUCAGUGGCAGCUCCGAGUCCGGCUGUGGCGCGCGGGAUCCUCCUGAUGCCUCGACUUGUUGCUGCUGGAGGAGACACGCGCUGAGGAGGAGAACACGGUGGCACCGCGGGGAGAUAACACACCGACAAACCGGAUUUAACGGAUUUUAGGAGUUUUUUUUCUGUGUGGAGUUAGUUUGGAUUCUUCUUCCUGUCUCGCUGCCUCCACGCACACGGUCACGGACUGGUGAGGACACGCUCACAUGUGGAUUAGUUUGUUUUUACGCAUUAAUUUCGUGCGUAAAAAUCAUCUUGUUUUCCAGGAGAAACUCUGCUGAUUGUUUCCAGAUGCGCGCGCGCCGCUCCGUGGCUCCGUGAAUCUUCCUCUGACGAGCCUCCGCGAGCAGCAUGGCAGCAGGAGUGGCGGCGUGGCUGCCGUUCGCCCGCGCGGCGGCUAUCGGCUGGAUGCCGGUGGCCAGCACGCCCAUGCCGGCUCCCCCGAAGGAGCAGCAGCGCGGGCACGCCGGGCUGAUCGUGCUCAACGUGAGCGGCACAAAGUUUCAGACGUGGCGGGACACGCUGGAGCGGUACCCGGACACCCUGCUGGGCAGCACGGAGCGGGACUUCUUCUUCCACGAGGAGACCAACGAGUACUUCUUCGACCGCGACCCGGACAUCUUCCGCCACAUCCUCAACUUCUACCGCACCGGGAAGCUGCACUACCCGCGGCAGGAGUGCAUCUCCGCGUACGACGAGGAGCUGGCGUUCUUCGGCAUCAUCCCGGAGAUCAUCGGGGACUGCUGCUACGAGGACUACAAGGACCGGCGGCGGGAGAACCAGGAGCGGAUCCAGGACGAUGAGGAGAUGGACCCGACCAACGACCUGGUGCUGCCGGACAUGAGCUUCCGGGAGACCAUGUGGCGCGCCUUUGAGAACCCGCACACCUCCACCAUGGCGCUGGUCUUCUACUACGUCACCGGCUUCUUCAUCGCGGUGUCGGUGAUGGCCAACGUGGUGGAGACGGUCCCGUGCGGCACCGCGCCGAACCGCGUCAAGGAGAUCUCGUGCGGCGAGCGGUACGCGCUGGCCUUCUUCUGCCUGGACACCGCGUGCGUCAUGAUCUUCACGGUGGAGUACCUGCUGCGCCUGCUCGCCGCGCCGAGCCGCUACAAGUUCGUCAAGAGCGUCAUGAGCAUCAUCGACGUGGUGGCCAUCAUGCCCUACUACAUCGGCCUCGUCAUGACCGACAACGAGGAUGUGAGCGGCGCCUUCGUCACCCUGCGCGUCUUCAGGGUCUUUCGGAUUUUCAAGUUCUCGCGGCACUCCGCGGGACUUCGCAUCCUGGGCUACACGCUGAAGAGCUGCGCGUCAGAGCUCGGCUUCCUGCUCUUCUCCCUCACCAUGGCCAUCAUCAUCUUCGCCACCGUCAUGUUCUACGCCGAGAAGGGAUCCAGCGCGAGCAAGUUCACCAGCAUCCCGGCGGCCUUCUGGUACACCAUCGUCACCAUGACAACACUCGGAUAUGGCGACAUGGUCCCAAAGACCAUCAUGGGGAAGAUCUUCGGCUCCAUCUGCUCUCUGAGUGGCGUGUUAGUCAUCGCCCUGCCCGUCCCCGUCAUCGUCUCCAACUUCAGCCGAAUCUACCACCAGAGCCAGAGAGCCGAGAAGAGGCGAGCGCAGAAGAAAACCAGGCUUGCUAGAAUUCGUGCGGUGAAGAACGGAGUGGCUAACGCUUAUUUGCAGUACAAACAGAGCCGGCUGCUGAUUGGCCCAGACCAGGAGGCGUCCAAGGAAGCAGGACAGGCGCUAGUGUGUAAGGCCAACCCCACCUUCGACCUGCACCACAACCACCUUCUGCACUGUCUGGAGAAGACCACGAACCACGAGUUUGUGGAUGAGAAGACAUAUGAGACGGGCUGCAGGGAGGUAACUCUAGUGAAGCAGGUGUCUCGCUCUUCUUCCAUCUCCUCUUCUUCACAACACGGCUUCAGUUCCUGUUGCGCUCGCCGGAAGAGGAAGACCUUCAAUGUCCCCAACUCCAACAUGUCUGUGGGUCUUCAUGGCAGCGUCCAGGAGCUGAGCACCAUCCAGAUCAGAGAGAGGCCGCUCACCAACAGUCGAUCCAGUCUCAACGCCAAAUUCGAGGAGACCGUUCCUCUUAACUGUGAACAGUCAUACAUCACCGCCGCCGUCAUCAGCACGCACACGCCGCCUGGCAACACACCCGAAGGCAACGAAUCAUCCAGCUCCACCGACUACUCCCAGGCCAACAUCGUCCGGGUGUCCGCACUCUAGAUGACAACUUCCCCUCCAACAUGGAAACACAACCCACCCAGCAGAGGACGACGGGGGUCAGGCAUCAGGGGGUCGGGAGUCAAUGGCCCCGCACCACCACAGACUCAGAGGGCGGGGGUUUGGAUCAUGUGAUCACGAUGGAAGUGGGGUUAGCUUGAAUAUUUCAACCCUCUCUCGGAGGAAACGUCGUUCUGUACGCACUAAAACUCAGCUAACCUGCCUCAGAGUGCAUUUCUUUCUUUUGUCUUAUAGGAUGGAUUUUUAUUCCAGCAGCCAAACGUUGGAGAGGAGGAAACGGUAGCACUUUGGCUGAUGACUGAUCUCUACCUGAAGAAAUUUGUUUCCACUGCUAUUUUUCCAGUCAUGUCUUUAAAUUUGAUGUCUUAAAACACAAAGAGAGCUGACACUAACGUAGAGUUCUUUUCUUAAGUCCGAACGCAGUUUAAAGGAAAUGUCUGAUAUUUUGGGAACAACACUGUGAACCAUCUUGCCACAGCUACAUGAGGAAAUAGCUUAGCUUACCUUAGCUUAGCUUAGCACACAGACUGAGAGCGGGGGGAAACUGUUAACCUAGCUGCAUCAGAAGAGAAAAAAAUAACCUUUAAACAUAUCCGUGUGACUUACACGUUGUAUCAUGUUAGCUAUCAAGCUAGUCACCCAUUGAUUUAAGAGUCAGCUAGUUGACUGUAACUGUUGACGGUUAGAAGCUAACGCUGAACUAGCUGGAGCUUAAAGCUAACUUGUUUCAUGGAGUUUGUCUUAAACUUGUGAUGACCUCUGCUACGCCAUGAAGAAAAAAUACAGUUAUGUCAUGACAUUAAGAAACAGAUUCCUCAGUGUCGACUGGUUUUGAGUUCAGCUAACAGUCUUCCAAAGAACCUAAAACCACACUGUCUCACUUCCUGUUUCUACCUGUGUGAAAUAAACAGUCAGAUCAUUUCCAAAUUGUAUUUUUUUCUCUUAAUGUUAAUGUUCACUUAGCUAGGCUAGCAGUUUGCUGUCUGUCUCAUGUUAGCCUUGAUUCAGGAUGAGUCCGACACUGAAGUUAACGUCACCCUGGGUCCCUCAUCAAAAAGCCAAUAUUGGAUUUUGGAUUAUUGCAGGGAAAAAAACAUUUCUGAUCCUUCCAGGUUUUGUUCAGUGAGAUAAUCUUCACUAAUAAACACCACUUUAUGAUUAUUGAAGAAUAAAUUCAAUCAGCAGAAGUAAGAAGCUAACAUUAGGCUGUAAACAAACUACACCACGCUCACAUGACUCAAUGUCACAGACACAAUAAGACUGUAAAGUCGUGUUCGGAGUUGUGACGUUCUGUAGUCUCAUGUAGACACUUUUAAGCAACCAUCUUAUGGAUGCAUCUAGAUUCACAGUGGGGUAUUUACCAUUCUCGGAACUCAUCGGCUGUAUUCGGCGUCUGACUUCCCGGCAGACGCCGAACACAGCCUCUGGGGGCAGACCCCCAAUUUUUUGGCAUUCCGGUUUGAUUUGGGCAGAGGAGGCAAAUUUCCGUUUCCAACUUCUAUUUAUAUAUAAAUAAAUAUGCUAAACUAUUGUGAUGGAUUCAGAGUUUGCAGUGACGCCAAUUAUGUUCUACCUCAUUAGUUCACCGCACAGACCGUUUAACCUGGCAACACCUGCAGCCGGCUCAAAAGUGAUUGAUCAAUAUCACGCGGACUACAAACAGCCUACAACCGGACACCAGGGCUCUUCCGCUCUUCUUCCGGAGGCAAGAUCCCCGGGGUUUGCCCACAGACUCUACAUUCACUGAAUGUAGAGUCUGUAUAUAGAGACUAGGUAUUUACUGACAUGUUUGAUAUUGUAGAAGUCUCUUCAGCUUGCUGCAUUGGGAAAUGCGCAUUAAAAGAAAUACGAAUCCUGUGUGUUUCCAUUAAAUGUACGGACUGUGGUGAAAACUACAAACUCGCGUGAGUUUUCCACAGAGCCGGAAACAAAACAAGUCUCGCAUUCUUCUUCUUCUACGUUUUCUGGCGGUUGGCAACCAGCUUGUAAAUGCAUUACCGCCUUCCCGACCCGGAGUGUGGAUAUCACCAUGGAGAGAGGUGCGCUACGUCAGACUUAAUUCGAACAUAACUGUUUCCAUCCCCCGUUUUGCGAAUCAACAUUUUUUUUGAAUCAACCAAAACCUGGCUAAAGCGAGCAUAUUUUAGUUUGUGCGAAUCAGGGGAUUUUACUUAGAAUUUCCAUCAUAAUUUUCCGAUGCAAUACUUUUAGAUGCGCAUCUAAACAGGCUGAUGGAAACAUGGCUACUGACUUCAAGAUGAGGGAACCGGAGCUCUAACGUGCUAAUUAACUUCCAGGUUUCAGACUCAUUGCUGCGGCACUCUGGGGAACUGCCCAUUGGUUCGACAUCCCAUUGUUCUGACCAUAUUAAACCCAUUGUUCCGAAGUCCGUUCCAAAAUCAUCAUGAUGCCCUGUGGUUACGGCCUGGUUAGGUUUAGGCACAAAAACCACUUGGUUAGGGUCAGGAAAAGAUCAUGGUGUGGGUUAAAAUGAAAAAGAAAGUGACAAACAAAUAAGCCGUGAGCCUGCUCCGCCUCAAGCCGGUCGCGGCGCACCAUACGCCCGCUGCGAGCCGUUCAGCACUGCAGACAGUCGGACUAAUGGGAUGUCGAACCAGUGACAUGGACCCGGCACUCUGACAUCAUACUUUGUACAUUUGUGUCCUGGACAACAUUUUAACUUAAAACAUUUUUUCUCAAAUCAGUCAGAUGCUGAGAAAGUUUGUUACAGGAAGACUGUGGAAACUUUGAACUCAGCAUGUGUUUGGAAAUCUUCAAUAUGGGAGAUGCAAAGAGAAAAUUUAUAAAGAAGGCAAACCGGGUGUCAAAUAGUCCAGAACGUGGAUCACAGCUCUGAUGGUGAUUCAAACUCAUAAUUGACAGUUUGGUUUUAUGACAUCAUGGCUGACUGACAGCAGAUUUUCUCCACCCUUAAACUCACUCAGAGAACCGCCCAGCAUCUGGUGAGUUUGUAUUUUUAACAUUAAUCCUGUGAUGAGUGUUUCGCACCCCUGGGUAACUGACGUGCCGGAGUGUAGUGUGAUCGUUAUAUUAUUUAAGACCAACACCAUCAGUGACCGCGCGGCGCUCCGGCUCGGUCACGUAGUGUUUACUAUGCAAACAUUCAGGGGAAAAGUUUCUGCCGCACGAUGAGCAGGACGAACACUGACGUCAUGUGGUUGGUAUUUUAUAAUAUGUGUAAAGAUAAAUCUAUAUAUCUUCAUUUAUUUAAUACUCAACUUAUUCAAAAGUUUUUAAGCCAACA
Molecule: messenger RNA, 5856 nt
Organism: Epinephelus fuscoguttatus (brown-marbled grouper)
Lineage: Eukaryota; Metazoa; Chordata; Actinopteri; Perciformes; Serranidae
Product: potassium voltage-gated channel subfamily D member 2-like
Exons: 6
Coding region: 687-2573 (628 amino acids)
Biological process (GO): potassium ion transmembrane transport; protein homooligomerization
Cellular component (GO): voltage-gated potassium channel complex; membrane
Molecular function (GO): protein binding; A-type (transient outward) potassium channel activity
Source: RefSeq, a predicted model, not a curated record